UUAUUAUUUAUAUUUAUUUAUAGUAAGUAUAAAUUAAAGUUUUUUUUUGUGUGAGAGUUUACUCUAGGGUUUGAGGUAAAGAUGCAGAGUAACAAUGGUACUGAAUCUCAAGACAAUAAGCAGCCGCCGCCGCCGCCGCCGCCGCCGUCGUCACAGGGAGCGACGUCUCCGGUGGUGCAGCAGCAGCAGCAACAGCCGUGGGUGGCUAUGCAGUACCCGGCGGCGGCGAUGGUAAUGCAGCAUCCAAUGAUGCCGUCCCCACAUUAUCCACCUCAUUACAUGCCGUUUCAUCCACAACACCAUCACCACCUUAUCCACCACCCGCCGCACUCACCGUCACCGCAUCAACAAGGUGGAGGUGGAGGAUCUAAUAAUAAUGAAAAUCGAACGAUCUGGGUGGGUGACCUUCAUAAUUGGAUGGAUGAGGAUUAUCUACGUAGCUGCUUUGCUACCACUAAUGAGGUUGCCUCCAUCAAGGUAAUUCGCAAUAAACAGACUGGUUUCUCUGAAGGGUAUGGUUUUGUGGAAUUCUUCACACAUGCAUCUGCCGAGAAAGUUCUGCAGACAUAUUCUUGCAUGACAAUGCCUAAUGCAGAACAACCUUUCCGUCUGAAUUGGGCUACAUUCAGUAUGGGUGACAAGCGAGUAAACAAUGGUUCCGAUCUGUCCAUCUUUGUAGGAGAUUUAGCUGCAGAUGUUACUGAUACCUUACUGCAUGAAACUUUCUCCCAAAAAUACCCCUCUGUUAAAGCUGCUAAGGUUGUCAUCGAUGCCAACACUGGUCGUUCUAAAGGAUAUGGUUUUGUAAGGUUUGGAGAUGAUAAUGAGAGGUCUUCAGCUAUGAAUGAAAUGAAUGGUGUGUAUUGUUCAAGCAGGCCUAUGCGAAUUGGUGCCGCCACGCCACGGAAAUCAUCAGGAUACCCACAGCAAUAUUCUUCUCAAGGUGGAUACUCCAAUGGUGGACCAGUUCAAGGAUCACAACCUGAUGCAGAUUCUACAAAUACCACAAUUUUUGUUGGAGGUCUUGACCCCAAUGUCAGUGAUGAAGAUCUUAGACAGCCUUUUGCACAGUAUGGUGAAAUAGUUUCUGUAAAAAUUCCAGUUGGGAAAGGGUGUGGGUUUGUGCAAUUCGCAAACAGGAAUGAUGCAGAGGAAGCCUUACAGAAGUUGAACGGAACUGCUAUUGGCAAGCAAACAGUGCGCCUUUCUUGGGGACGAAACCCAGCAAAUAAACAGUCACGAUCUGAUUUUGGGAACCAGUGGACUGGGCCAUACUAUGGAGGACAUUUCUAUGAUGGUUAUGGGUAUGCAUUCCCACCACCACACGACCCAGGGAUGUAUGCUGCUGCCUAUGGGGCUUAUCCAGUGUAUGGUACUCACCAGCAACAAGUAAGCUGAAAGUCUGGCGCCGAGUUCCUCUGCUUGAAUAGUGAAUGUGCUUAAUUUAUUUGUUUCAAGCUUGGAAUGUAGAAUUUAAUCAAAUCCCUCCAAAUGAGGAGUGGAACUGAAUUUUGACUGGAUGUGUUAGUCUCCUAGGGAUUCUAUUAAACAUUUAUUUAGAAGUUUGGACUUUAGACAUGAAACUUCUUGGAUGGAAUAAAUCAUAAUCAUCCACUGUGGUACAUGUUAUGUACUUCAGAAAGCAAAAUGCUGCUUCCAAAAUAUUCAGAUUUUCUGGAUGCAAAUCAAUUCUUUUGAUCUG
Messenger RNA from Solanum tuberosum (potato), 1702 nucleotides. RefSeq names its product polyadenylate-binding protein RBP47-like. Gene Ontology annotation, molecular function: mRNA binding. Bases 82 to 1398 code for a protein of 438 amino acids. NCBI's taxonomy places the organism in Eukaryota, Viridiplantae, Streptophyta, Magnoliopsida, Solanales, Solanaceae. Gene Ontology annotation, cellular component: cytosol. The transcript is spliced from 7 exons. The record is from RefSeq and is a predicted model, not a curated record.